Messenger RNA from Aspergillus mulundensis, 2682 nucleotides. RefSeq names its product putative protein kinase Yak1. Gene Ontology annotation, molecular function: ATP binding; protein serine/threonine kinase activity; protein tyrosine kinase activity. Gene Ontology annotation, cellular component: cytoplasm; nucleus. Gene Ontology annotation, biological process: peptidyl-serine phosphorylation; peptidyl-threonine phosphorylation. Bases 1 to 2682 code for a protein of 893 amino acids. Lineage: Eukaryota; Fungi; Ascomycota; Eurotiomycetes; Eurotiales; Aspergillaceae. The record is from RefSeq and is a predicted model, not a curated record. The transcript has 8 exons.
AUGGACUCUCAGUGGCAGCCAUAUAAGGAUCCCUUGGUGGGUCGUCCUGCGCAGUACAACAACGGGUUGACGUCGAAUCCGAACACCCAACAGCUGCCCUCAACCUAUAACGGCCAGCCACAAUCAGCGCAGGCCCCGGCUGGUUACACCUACGAGCCUUUUCAGAGCCCCGGCAUCGUUGCGAAAGCGCCCUCGACCAAAUCGGCCUCGAUGGCCUCGUCUCCGACUGCUACACCACAUACCCGAGAUUAUGUCACUGAUCAGGAUGCCAUCAUGGAAGAUGCGGAUCCAUAUAACCGGGCUAAAUAUCCUACGCGAUCUAAUCAGCAGAGCCGACCGUCUUCGCAGUACUUUCCUACCGAAGGGUCUUCCGCUGCCCGCAGGUACUCUCCAAUGAACGUUCUGUCGCCGACUCUGCCCUACAACUCAAGCCCUGGAAAGGCUGGCAAUUCCUACGCUUUCCCGCCCGCAGCGCAUCCCUCUCGACAAUCCCCAACUCGUGCACCAAAUUACUCAUCGCCUCCCCAGCCGUUUCAGUCACCGUCUUCGGCUAAUGUUGAAUAUGCAGCAGCUGGUUCGCGUCCACCGAGGCUACCCCCACUGCAGCCCACCGACAUGAGCCCCGAUCAGUUCUUCGGGCCAUCAUCAGGGCCCCAGCUCAGCUCGCCGUUCGCACAAGAUGGCCGACAAGCGCGCACGGGAUCUGGAGCCGUUCAGCAACCAGGACGAGGCCCUGUGCCAAAGUUUCAGAAAUUCAAGUCGAUACAGGACCUUCAGCCCCGUAUCAACGCUCAACCUGCGUACCGGCGUGCUAAUCCAGAGGGAGGCUUCAUCAGCCCACUUCAAGCAUUGACAAACUAUCUUCCGGCUACUUAUCGGAUCUGCAACCCGAAUUUUCAUUACGAGUCAUCAAGAAACCCUCGCCGAGUUCUCACUAAACCGAGUAAAGGGGUGAAGAAUGACGGCUACGAUAAUGAGGACAGCGACUACAUUCUGUAUGUCAACGACAUUUUGGGAAGUGAAGAGGCAGGGCAUAAGAAUCGCUAUCUUAUUCUCGAUGUACUCGGUCAGGGUACCUUCGGGCAAGUCGUCAAGUGCCAGAACCUCAAGACGCAGGAGGUCGUCGCCGUUAAGGUCAUCAAGAACAAGACUGCCUAUUUCAAUCAGAGUAUGAUGGAGGUAUCGGUGUUGGAUCUGCUCAACAGCAGAUACGACAAAAAUGACGAUCACCACCUCCUCCGGCUAAAAGAUACUUUCAUCCAUCGCCAGCAUCUGUGCUUGGUAUUCGAGUUGCUCAGCGUUAACCUGUACGAAUUAAUCAAGCAGAAUCAGUUCCGCGGCUUAAGCACCACCCUUGUACGCGUUUUCGCACAGCAGUUGCUCAACGCACUGAGCCUUCUGAAUAAGGCACACCUGAUUCACUGCGAUCUUAAGCCGGAGAAUAUUUUACUGAAAAAUCUUGAAAGCCCCAUCAUCAAAGUUAUCGACUUCGGAUCUGCCUGUGAUGAACGACAAACUGUUUACACGUAUAUCCAGUCCAGGUUUUACCGCUCGCCUGAGGUACUUCUCGGAUUACCGUAUUCUUCUGCAAUCGACAUGUGGUCUCUCGGUUGUAUCGUCGUUGAGCUUUUCCUGGGUCUGCCGUUGUUCCCUGGUUCUUCCGAAUACAAUCAAGUGUGCCGUAUUGUGGAGAUGUUAGGUUUACCACCAACCUGGAUGUUAGAAAUGGGCAAACAAUCCGGUGAAUUCUUCGAGAAGACUCAGGACGAGUUUGGGCGAAAGAGCUACCGCCUGAAGAGCUUGGAACAAUAUUCCCGAGAGCACAACACGAAAGAGCAACCCAGCAAGAAGUACUUCCAGGCAUCGACAUUGGAAGAGAUCAUUCGAAGCUACCCAAUGCCUCGAAAAAACAUGAAACAGGCAGAGAUCGAGAGAGAGGUCAACAACCGUGUUGCUUUCAUUGACUUUGUCCGCGGCCUGCUAUCAAUCAACCCCCUAGAACGCUGGUCGCCGCAACAAGCCAAGCUGCAUCCAUUUAUCACGCAACAGAAAUUCACAGGACCGUUUGUGCCCCCGAUGAAUUUGAAGUACUCAUCGCUUAACAAGACUCUCCCGCCCGGUAUCCAACAGCAGCAGCAAGCGGAAGCCGCAAGUAAGCAAAGGGCGGCGCAUGCUCAAUCUGCCGCACAAAGCGCAUACACCAUGCAAAUGAACCAGUAUCAUCCUCCGACGCAUGCGCAACAACCACCACCAAUGUAUACAGGGAUGUAUGCGGGGCACCAGCAACCUCCUCCGCCUUAUCCCACACAGCCACCAGCGUACGGCCACCAAAUGAACCUUAUGCCGGGUCAAAUGCCGCAAAAUCAGUACGGGCCUUCUCAAAGUCUUUAUGCGCAAGCGACUACGAGGGCUGGCCGUCAACGUGCGUCAACGAUGGAUCCCCAAGGGGUCCCACCUACUAUACAACGAGUUGCAAGCCACCUUGACCCUAACGCGCCUAUUCGGCUGCAGCCAAGCCCGGCCUACUACCCUCCGCCAGCAGAUGGAUAUGCUGACCCCAAUGCUGCAAAUCAAAGGCGGCGAGGAAGCCGUGUUGGUGGAACGCGAAACCGAGAUUUUAUACGUACUCUUGAGGACGGCGUCUUGGGAGAUGGCUACAUGGGUCAGAACCAAUGGCAUUAA